Messenger RNA from Echinostoma caproni, 903 nucleotides. Lineage: Eukaryota; Metazoa; Platyhelminthes; Trematoda; Plagiorchiida; Echinostomatidae. The record is from the annotation of a GenBank genome assembly.
AUGGAAUCCACACCCGUGUCGGAAUCGCAGAGAUGGAAUCAAGUGCGUCGCAACGAAGUCUCAUUGUACGUAACGCAGCAACAGUCAGUGAGGUCCCCUUCAAGGUUCACACAUGCCUCAUCAAAACGUGUAGAAACAUCGGAACAAACAAAUCGAUGUGCUGCUCUCAAAGAAGAAUCCGUUAUCGAGCCCUGCCGUUCUUGUUCUUCCGGUUUGGGUUAUGCUGGUUCCUCUGGUAAUAUGUUUUUUUCCGUGCCGGACUACGGCGGAACGUCAAAUACCGUGUCCGCAAUGGUGAGUAUACAUCAAUUGUUGGAUGUGCCCAAUGAUUCUCACAAUGGAAGCACCAGUGGAGUUGAUUUGAACGCUUCUUCGUGCAAUUCGUUGCUCCCGGCCAAGUUUGUGGAAGCUCUUGAAGCUGAGUUGAUUCAUUAUUUCCAACCAAAAGAAUCAUCCAGUGACAGUAACACAACUGAUUUGGUCGCGGAACUCGGUGAUUGUCGUGUUCCUGAACGAGUACUGAGUUCGUCUAUCCGGACUGUUCAACCAAACAACCUGUCACAUGUCGCUGUUCAGAAACAAUUUAAUGCAAGGUCGUCGGUGGUCGCUACUACAUCAGCAUCGAAUUCAUCUAUGGAGCAAUAUCUGGAGUUUCCCCCUAAACGUGUAUUGCGAAAGGCUAUUCGACAGUUGAUUCACCGUGUUACUCAGGCUGUAGCUGCUGCCCGUGCUGUCGGUGCUCAUGUGGCCAGUCGAAGUUCGUCCAGCUCGGAUGAUGAGUCAAUGAGAACACAAAACUCCCGGUACCGCUUCGUCAAAGAUCACUUACACAAACUGGGUCAUGCUAGGACCUGUGCAGACACGAUUCCUGAUGCCGCGUCAUCCUCUGAUAAAGUGAGUUGA